AAACAAUUGGAUUUCGUUAGAGUCGUUGAUUUAAAGAGGAUCAGGUCUGGUAGGAAAAGGAUCUCUGUGAUUCGAAAUUCGCAAUCUGGUCCGGAGAUCGCCGAGCUGCAACCUGCUUCAGAAGGAAGCCCUCUAUUAGGAUCCGUCUACCAGCCGGGUGAUUGGCAGUGGUCGUAGAGUGGGUGGUCUCUAUCAUCUCCAGUCUCUCCACCUUCCCUCCUUGCGUCCCAGUUUUUGCGGUCUUGCCUCUCCUACUCCUGAUAUCUGGCAUAGACGAUUAGGUCAUAUUUCUGAGUCGCGACUGAAGAGUCUCUCCUUGUCUGGAGCUCUCGGUCGUAGUUCCUUUUCUGCUUUGAGUCCUUGUCUUGGUUGUAAGCUUGCUAAAGCUACAGCACUCCCCUUUUCCCCCAGUGUAUCCCAAACUUCUAGUGUUUUUGAUCUAUUACAUUCAGACAUUUGGGGCCCUGCACCUCUCCCUUCUAUUUGUGGUUAUCGUUAUUAUGUUUCCUUUAUUGAUGACUUUACUCGCUAUACUUGGGUCUAUCUCUUACAGCAUCGCUCUGAGAUUCUCGAUGUGUAUGACCGGUUUACCACUAUGAUUUUCACUCAGUUCAAUCGUCGCAUCAAGACGCUCCGUUCUGAUUGUGCUCUUGAGUACUUGUCUUCUAGUAUGCGCUCGUUGCUCUCCUCUCACGGUACCAUUUUUCAGCACUCAUGUCCUCACACGCAUGAGCAAAAUGGCGUUGCUGAGAGGAAGCAUCGACACAUUCUAGAGACUACUCGGGCACUUCUCCUUUCUGCUUCUGUGCCUCGUUCUUACUGGGCUGAGGCUGUUCUCACUUCAGUAAAUCUAAUCAACAUUACUCCCUCUUCAGUUCUGCCUGGUCGUAUCUCUCCUCAUGAGCGGCUAUUCAGCUCCUCACCUGACUACUCUCGUCUUCGCACAUUUGGCUGCACUUGUUUUGUCCUCUUACCUCCUCCUGAGCGUUCCAAAUUGUCCCCUGUUUCUGCCAAAUGUGUUCUCCUCGGUAUCAGUGCUGAACACAAGGGUUAUCGUUGCUAUGAUCCCUUGACUCGGCGCGUCCGUAUUUCUCGUCAUGUCUCAUUUCUUGAGGAUGUUCCUUAUUUCUCCUCGACACCUCAGGAUCUUACCUUUCUUACGCUUCCGCCCUCACCCAUUCCUGACAUUUCUCCUUCCCCUCCUCCUGUUUCCUCUACAUCCAUUCUAGAUAUUCCUAUUUCUUCCACUCCCUCGGAUUCUGCUCCCACUGAGCCUGAUCCUCCAUCUUCCUCCUCAUCUUCUGCACCUGAUCCUGUUCACACCACACCGGAUCCCAUUGAGCCUGAUCCUUCAUCUCCUCCACUUUCAUCUGGUAUUACCCCUUAUCCUCUUCACUACACCCGUGAUCUUGACUAUGUCCCAUCUGCUAGUCCUGAUCCUACCUCACCCUCCUCGGUCACCUGUACAUCCCCUGCUAGUAUGGAUCCUCCUGCUCCUCGCUAUCCUCAGCGCGAGCGACGCCCUGUGGAGAGGUAUGGUUAUAGUUCUGUUUCUACUUAUGCUCCACAGUUUACUGCUUUUCUUACUGCUCUUCAUUCGGAGUCUGAGCCUACAUCAUACAGUGAGGCCUCUCAGUUAGUUCAGUGGCAGCAGGCUAUGGCAGAGGAGUUUGAGGCUUUUAGGGAGACUCGGACUUGGGAUGUGGUUCCUCUUCCUGCUGGUGUUAGGCCUAUUGGCUGCAAAUGGAUUUAUCGGGUUAAACGUCGCCCUGAUGGGUCUAUUGAGCGCUAUAAGGCUCGUCUUGUUGCUAGAGGUUUUUCUCAGGUACAUGGUAUUGAUUAUGAUGAGACAUUUGCUCCUGUUGCUCAGAUGACUACAAUUCGCACUUUAUUGGCCGUUGCUGCCGUUAGUCGGUGGCCUCUUCUUCAGAUGGAUGUGAAGAAUGCCUUUCUCAAUGGCGAUCUUUCAGAGAUCGUCUACAUGCAGCCCCCUCCCGGACUUCGCACUCCUCCUCAGCAUGUUUGUCGCCUUCGCCGGGCUAUCUAUGGUCUCAAACAAGCCCCUCGGGCUUGGUUUGAGCGAUUUCGUCAGGUGGUGACUCAGGUUGGAUUUAUUGAGAGCUCUCAGGAUCACUCUCUCUUUGUCCGGUCAUCCCCUCAGGGGCGGGCGAUUCUGUUGUUGUAUGUGGAUGAUAUGAUCAUUACAGGUGAUGAUACCGCUGCUAUUCAGUAUCUUCAGCAACAUCUUCAGUCUCAGUUCCGAAUGAAAGAUCUUGGAUCUCUCCGGUAUUUUCUUGGCAUUGAGAUUACUCGUUCUGAUCAUGGCAUUCUGCUGUCCCAGCAGAAGUAUCUCUCCGACAUUCUUAGUCGGGCUGCUCUCUCAGAUACUCACAGUGUUGACACUCCUCUUGAGCUUAAUGUGAAGCUCCGGCCGACUGAUGGUCAGCCUCUUCCUGAUCCGACUCGCUACAGGCAGAUUGUUGGUCAGCUUGUGUACCUAUGCAUCACUCGUCCGGAUAUUGCUCAUGCUGUGAGUAUUGUGAGUCAGUUUAUGUCUGCUCCCAGCUCAGUUCACUAUGGUGCUCUUCUCCGGAUUCUCAGGUAUCUCAGUGGGACUAUGACUCGGUCCCUGUUCUUCUCAUCAUCUUCGUCUCUCACUCUUCAGGCCUACUCAGAUGCUGAUUGGGCAGGUGAUCCUACUUCUCGUCGCUCUAUUACAGGAUACUGUGUGUUUCUUGGUGACUCUCUUAUAUCUUGGCGUAGCAAGAAACAGAAUGUAGUAUCUCUUUCGAGCACUGAGGCAGAAUAUCGUGCUAUGGCCACUACCGCUAAGGAGAUUGUUCAUCUUCGUCGUCUCCUUAGUCACUUGGGUGUCCAUAUUCCUGGAGCAACACCGAUGCAUUGUGACAACAGGAGUGCUAUUCAUAUUGCUUGCAAUCCUGUUUUUCACGAGAGGACGAAACACAUUGAGAUUGAUUGUCAUUUUGUUCGUGAGCAGUUUCUGUCGGAUGUUCUUUCCCUACCUUUCACUUAUUCUGCUGCACAGUUGGCUGAUUUCUUCACGAAGUCUCACACUGUUUCUCGUCAUCAGCUUCUCAUUGGCAAACUCUCGGUGUUUGACCCACCUUGAGUUUGAGGGGGGGUGUUAGAGAUGUAUAUAUUUAGUAUUUUUAGUCUUAAAGGGUAGUUUGGUCUUCUCAUGAGUUGUUGUAUAUAUACUCUUGUAUACUCUUUCGGAAUGUGAUACGCACAUACAAUUUCUCUCUAUUAACAUGGUGGUUCCUUUUUACUUUUGUCACAAACAUUGACAAGGCUUCCUGUGUUCCUUCUCAACAAAUUAAUUGGAAUGGAUACGCAAAUUACGGCUGAUUAAAGUUUACCAGUCUCAUUCAAAACCAUACAGACAGUAGUCAAUCUCUUGAUAUUCUAUGUAACUUGCUGAUAACCCCCUAAAAAUUGUAAAUAUUAGCUU
Molecule: messenger RNA, 3472 nt
Organism: Tripterygium wilfordii
Lineage: Eukaryota; Viridiplantae; Streptophyta; Magnoliopsida; Celastrales; Celastraceae
Product: 4-hydroxy-3-methylbut-2-en-1-yl diphosphate synthase (ferredoxin), chloroplastic
Exons: 2
Coding region: 596-3130 (844 amino acids)
Biological process (GO): terpenoid biosynthetic process; isopentenyl diphosphate biosynthetic process, methylerythritol phosphate pathway; DNA integration
Cellular component (GO): chloroplast
Molecular function (GO): nucleic acid binding; 4-hydroxy-3-methylbut-2-en-1-yl diphosphate synthase activity (ferredoxin); iron ion binding
Source: RefSeq, a predicted model, not a curated record